Molecule: messenger RNA, 420 nt
Organism: Prunus armeniaca (apricot)
Lineage: Eukaryota; Viridiplantae; Streptophyta; Magnoliopsida; Rosales; Rosaceae
Source: the annotation of a GenBank genome assembly
AUGGCAGGCGCGCGUGGUCGGGUCUUCACUUACCUCUUGUGCCUAAUAGCAGGAGUGCGUGGUCGAGUCUUCACUUACCCCUCGUGCCGAACAGCAGGCGCGCGUGGUCGGGUCUUCACUUACCCCUCGUGCCGAACAGCAGGCGCGCGUGGUCGGGUCUUCACUUACCCCUCGUGCCGAACGGCAGGCGCGCAUGGUCGGGUCUUCACUUACCCCUCGUGCCGAACGGCAGGUGCGCGUGGACGAGUCUUCACUUACCCCUCGCGCCGAACGGCAGGCACGCACGGGUCGAGUUUUUCACUCACCCCUUGUGCCGAGCGGCAGGCACGCACGGGUCAAGUUUUCACUCACUUCUUCCUGCCGAUUCCCUUCCAAUCUUCAAACCAACCUCUUGGCUUGGGGACUUGGGGGACUACAUGA